AGAACAGCAAUGGAGAAUCUAACAUUCAGAUACCACACUCUAUCAAUCGAGGGACUAAAGGUGACCCCUCAGUUAUCUUAUCCUGCUUUCAGCUUGUUGCUCAUGGUGUAUGUCUCGAUAAUGGUGUCUAACAUUGCCAUUGUCAUCUUGAUCUUAUUUGAAAAGAGCCUACAUAAUCCCAUGCACAUCAUUUUUUGUAACCUGCCGCUGAACGAUACAAUAGGUCCUACUGCUGUUGUGACAACACUACUAAGAUACAUUUUCAAGGAGGCCUCAGAGCACUAUAUCAGUUAUCUGGAGUGCAUCACUCAAGCAUAUGUUUGUCACUUCUUUUCUACAGCUUCACACACUAUACUAAUGAUUAUGGCUUAUGACAGGUAUGUAGCCAUUUGCAAUCCUUUGCAAUACGCCGCCAUCAUGACCAACAAAAUGGUAAUUAAACUGACUGUUUCAGCCUGGGGAGUGCCAGCCGUUCUAGUGGGAAUACUGAUAGGGCUCACUGCACGCCUGUCUCAUUGUACUUCAACAAUUUUAAAUCCCUACUGUGACAAUCCAGCACUCUUCAAAUUGUCCUGUGAGGACACAUCAAUCAAUAACAUAUAUGGACUUUCUUUCACUGCAGUAUUGCUUUCCUCCUCUGUUGGAACGAUAUUAAUAACAUAUAUUCGGAUAGCCACAAUAUGUGUGACAAACAAAAACAAACAACUCAAUAGCAGAGCCUUGAAAACCUGCAGCACUCAUUUGGCUGUGUAUGCUAUCAUGUUGAUCUCUGGAUCCUCUAUAAUUGUUCUCCAUCGUUUCCCUAACUUGACAGAAAACAGGAAAAUUGCAAGUAUCCUGUAUUAUGUUGUGCCUCCAUUUUUGAAUCCUAUUAUAUAUGGUGUACAAACUAAAGAAAUAAGAAACAAGAUGGUUCAACUUUUCAGAAAAAAUAAAAGGGUUAUGUAA
This is a messenger RNA of Pygocentrus nattereri (red-bellied piranha), 948 nucleotides long. RefSeq names its product olfactory receptor 1-like. The transcript has a single exon. Gene Ontology annotation, biological process: G protein-coupled receptor signaling pathway. Gene Ontology annotation, molecular function: olfactory receptor activity; G protein-coupled receptor activity. The record is from RefSeq and is a predicted model, not a curated record. The coding region runs from base 10 to 948 and encodes 312 amino acids. NCBI's taxonomy places the organism in Eukaryota, Metazoa, Chordata, Actinopteri, Characiformes, Serrasalmidae. Gene Ontology annotation, cellular component: membrane.